AUGGCCGUCGGCCGAUUGCUGCUGGUCGCCGUCUCCCUCGGCGUAGCUGUGCUGGCGCAGAUCGCGCUCCUUUUUUUCUCGGCCGUGCGGCCGUCUGCGCAGUCCGCCCGCGCUUUUUUUCUCGGCUCGCGCCCUUUUCCUCAUCGCUCUGCUCGGCUCGCGCCCUUUUCCUCGUCGCUUGUGCUGCUAGACUGGGCCGCAGCAGGCUUAUGGGCCAACGUCUGUGCUUGUAGAAUAGUUUGCGUCCUACCGCUCAAUGAGAAACGAAAGGCAUCGCUGCAACUUCCAUUGGACCAAGGUGGUGGUGAAGGAAAGACUCUGUACAUUGAUGCAGAGGGUACGUUCAGACCACAAAGGCUCCUGCAGAUAGCUGACAGGUUUGGGCUUAACGGUGCCGAUGUGCUAGAGAAUGUGGCUUAUGCCAGAGCUUAUAAUACAGAUCAUCAAUCCAGACUUCUGCUGGAGGCAGCUUCCAUGAUGAUAGAAACAAGGUUUGCUCUCAUGGUUGUUGACAGCGCCACAGCCCUGUACAGAACUGAUUUCUCAGGAAGAGGGGAGCUAUCGGCUAGGCAAAUGCAUAUGGCUAAGUUCCUGAGGAGCCUUCAGAAGUUAGCAGAUGAGUUUGGCGUUGCUGUGGUUAUCACCAAUCAAGUAGUAGCACAAGUGGAUGGCUCUGCUAUGUUUGCCGGACCGCAGAUCAAGCCAAUUGGUGGUAACAUCAUGGCUCAUGCUUCCACAACAAGGCUUGCUCUUCGCAAGGGAAGAGGGGAGGAGCGGAUUUGUAAAGUAAUAAGCUCUCCCUGCCUGGCUGAAGCUGAAGCGAGGUUUCAGAUAGCUUCUGAAGGUGUCGCAGAUGUCAAGGAUUGA
Molecule: messenger RNA, 867 nt
Organism: Miscanthus lutarioriparius
Lineage: Eukaryota; Viridiplantae; Streptophyta; Magnoliopsida; Poales; Poaceae
Source: the annotation of a GenBank genome assembly